GGUAAUUUUCGUUACAGUUCAAGUCAAAGUGAAUUUUAUCUGGAAUAAAAUGGUUAUAAUAAUAUCAAAUAUUGAUCAAUCAUCAUAAAUUGAUAUCUACCAUUGUUAUUCUUACUGAUUGGAUUGAGAAUAAAUCAUGGGUGAUAAAGAAGAUGUUGAUACUCGUUUGGAGUUCAUGAGCGAAUAUAUUCUCAAAGCACUAAAGCAAAAAGUUGAGAAAUGGACAAAGUUUAUUACAGGAGACGAAAGACACGUUCUAUUCCGAUACUUCGACCUACCGAAGUACGACAUUAUAGUGUUCCGCAUGAACACGGCAGGCCUGCUGACAUGCGCUACCAGUUUCCCCCCCAUCAGCAGGGGGAAAAUGAUCUAUUUCCUGCGGAAUUCUGAUGAGAAGAUUACUCAAGCUAAUUUUCGUACGAUCACCACGAUCGGCGAGUUAUCCGGCAACGUGCUGAUGGACAUCAGCCUGAUGGCCGACGAGGUGAUAGGCCCGCUGCUGUGCAACCCGGAGAACCAGCGCGGCUGGCCCAAGAUCGUCCGCAACGACAUGCAGCGCCACAUCAACGAGCUCAGGAACUUGAUGCACCAGCUCAAAGGUGAAAUGUCUAGCCAAGUUAUGUUGCCGAUGCCUGCAGGAGUAGAAAACAUUUACCAUGCUGAAUCUCGAUUGAGAGAAAGUGAUGGAGAAGACGUUGACUUGUAUUUGAAGACGAAUAUAGAAGGCGCUAUUAUUAAAUGGGCCCAACAAGUACACGACUUACUUCAAGAGGAUUCUUAUAUCGCAUUCAAGAAAACCAAGUUUCCCUUGCCGAUCAUGGACAUAGACUUCUACGUGCACCGCCUGCGCAAUUUAGAAGGCAUAUACUCACAGCUGCGCGACCCGCGCGUCAAACGUAUGGCGCAUUAUUUGGAAGAUACUCGCAGCGUCUACCUUGCUUGCUUCAAGACCAUGUUGACUAAUGUCGUGGCUGCUAUUGUGGAAUGCAGAGACAUCUACAUCUAUCAAAAACCGUUGCAACUACACUUUGAAACCUUUGAGGGGACAGACUUUUCUGACGCCAAGUACCUUAUCAGACCCAUGUUUCAUUGCAUUGGUCUUCUGUGGGGAAAUUCGAGAUAUUAUUGCAGCGUGGAGAAACUUAUACCGUUACUACGAGAGGUAUGCAAUUUGGUAAUCCAACAAUGCACCAACUCUAUCGACCCCUCGUCAAUUUUUCAAGGAGAUGCUGACGAAAAUUUAAUGAAAUUGAGAAAAGCAAUGGGCAUAUUGAAACACUUCAUUGAUACGUAUGAAUUGAACCGUGAUAAAGUGCACACGUUUUUUCCUCCCGGUGUGAUGCCAGUACGCUGGUCUUUUGACUUCGAUCGCGUUUUCAUGAGGUACAACGUGUACACGAAGCGUCUUUCGAUGAUCGAGAGCAUUCUAGAAGCGACUGUUGAGAUAUUAAAACUAGAAAAGGUUGAGUUCUGCGGUCUGAGAGGGAAAACUUUGAGCACAGAAUGUAUGAAAGUUUUGGAUGACUACACUGUGAAAUAUCAACAACUUGGUAAUAUAACGUACGAUCCGGCUGACCCCGAAGAUAAUAGCUUCUUGAAAGACUAUGCUCGGCAUAUGGAUGUCCUUGAGGAUAUCGACAGAAGACUGGCGUCCCUGUUCUCUCAGGGUCUGGACGAAUGUCAUAAUUUGGAACAUUUCUUCAAGUUCUUCCAAAUAAUAGGCGACCUAUUCCACCGACCAGUUAUCAAGAACGAGUUGAAACCAAAGCUAGUGAAACUGCUAGAUUUUAUGCAUUCAAACUUGGACUGUGUCAAGGAAAUAUUUGACGAGGAGAUAGCGAAACUAACAAAAGGUCCAGAGAGGCCAAUGGUGGAUCCAUAUCUACCGCCCAUUGGUGGCGUUUUAUGGUGGGUCUAUAAACUUCGUAGACGACUUCAGAGUCCAAUGGAAGAGUUCAUUCUCUUUGAAGAUCCUAUAAUAGAGACAGAGUAUGCUGUGUACAUGAAACAAAAGCACAACGAGAUGCUGCUAUACUUGAAUCAAUUGGAAGACCGCCAGUUCAAGGCAUGGUGCGCGACUGUCCCGGGGAUAUGCAAGCUUCAUCUCGCCAAGAACCUUAUUUAUCGAGAUCCGCCGUUUGUUAGGAAUAAUUUUAGUCCUGAGUUGGUGAUGUUGUUACGUGAGAUCCGGUACAUGAAGUACUUGGAUAAGCAAGGUAUUCCACCAGAUGGUCUGGAGCUGUAUGCUCGCAAUGAAAAAUUACAGUAUGACAUGAAUCGCCUGAAUCGCGCCAUCGCGUGGUACAACGCAAUCCGUGAAGGCAGUCAUGAAACGGAGGUGGCUCUCAUUGAAAAGGAGAUCUCUGCUAUUGACACUCUCCUCGGGCGAGGUGUAGAAGAACUAACGUGGAAUGAUGAUUUCACCGACUGGAUGGCAGAAGUAUACGCGGCCAUCAACACUUUGCAAGAGCGUGUGCUCACGGCGCAGAACAACGUCAAACGUGGCCUGGCGAACAUUGCGGCCUGGGGCGACAAGCCUCUACAUAACCGCAAGGAAAAUCUUGACAAGAUGGAGUUACUUGCUGUUGUUGAAAGACAUCCCAGAUUCGUACGCAGGUAA
Messenger RNA from Ostrinia nubilalis (European corn borer), 2620 nucleotides. Its product is annotated as dynein beta chain, ciliary-like. Gene Ontology annotation, cellular component: axonemal dynein complex. The record is from RefSeq and is a predicted model, not a curated record. Gene Ontology annotation, molecular function: minus-end-directed microtubule motor activity; dynein light intermediate chain binding; dynein intermediate chain binding. Bases 137 to 2620 code for a protein of 827 amino acids. NCBI's taxonomy places the organism in Eukaryota, Metazoa, Arthropoda, Insecta, Lepidoptera, Crambidae. The transcript is spliced from 17 exons. Gene Ontology annotation, biological process: microtubule-based movement.